This is a messenger RNA of Pungitius pungitius (ninespine stickleback), 2613 nucleotides long. RefSeq lists its product as uncharacterized. The transcript has 2 exons. NCBI's taxonomy places the organism in Eukaryota, Metazoa, Chordata, Actinopteri, Perciformes, Gasterosteidae. The record is from RefSeq and is a predicted model, not a curated record. The coding region runs from base 1236 to 2525 and encodes 429 amino acids.
AUUAUACAUACCAUUUCUAAUUUUAAAUGAAAAUGAGACAAAAGCUUGUUAAUAGUAAAAUAUUUAAGUCAAAAACUAAAUUAAAACGUAUUAGCAAGACCAGCUGACGUGGUGACGUCAUCAAGUCAGCUGCUGUUCCAAUUGCGGAAAUGUCCGUUCUCCGUUCUCCCGAACCUGCGAGUCAGGACUCCCGAGUCUGUGGCCGUUUCUCAAUACCUAAGACGGCGAGAACGGACUCGCGUUCCCGCGAGAAUAGACUCGGGGGAUUGUUGACUAUUCUGGGAGGCAACUCGAUAGGCUUCUCUCAUCCGUUUUGCCCAUUUCUCUGCAUAACCUCUGGGUGAAUCCAUUUCCUCUUCUGUGGACAGCCCAAAUAAUAAGUCAACAGGGUUCUCAGCAUCUGAAGCAGGGUUUGAUUUAAACGUUCCACUGGAUUACCUUGAGGAUGGUAUGGUGUUGUCCUGGAGUGGCUUACCCCGUUAGUUGUUGGAGAGUUUUGAAUAGUUCAUUUUCAAACUCUCUGCCAUGGUCAUGAUGAAGCUUAGCUGGGUAUCCAAAACGGGGAAUAAAGUCGUUGAAAAUUCUUUCUGCAGCUGUUCUUCCAGACUUGUUUCUCGUUGGAUACGCUUGGGCAAAUCUGGUGAAAGGGUCUAUUACAACCAAGAUAUAUUCAUAACCACCCUUGCUUGUCUCUAAAUGCAUGUAGUUGAUGGAGACCAGUUCCAGUGGUGAAGUGCUGGUGAUACUUCCCAUUGGUGCUCUGAUGUGAACGACUUUUUGAUGCAGGGACAUCUUCUGGUCAUAUGAGCCUCAAUGUCUCUUUUCAUAAACGGCCAAUAGAACCUCUCUCUCGCCAAGGUAAGAACUCUGUUGGAGCCAAUCUGAAUGCGUUCUCACAUUGGUCAGUGAGGAUUGGACACUACGUCACCAAGUGAAGAAAAGUUGGUUGGACCUGGAACUAGCCGCGAGGUAUGAGCAGUUAACACAUACGUAAGAAGGAAUGAAGCAGAGCUGCCUGCAGUUAUUAAAGUGUAAAUGGCAAAAGUGACGAGAACACAAUGGAUGGACAUUUGGUUUAUCGACAUUGACAUUUUCCAACGAGGACUUGAAAUAAGAGACAUUUGGGUUUGCAAGAAAAUGAAAGUGUUAAUGGUUUGUUUUUAUUCUGAUGCUCGUUUUCAUGAUAUUGUGAAAUAUUGCUGUUUUCUGGGUGGUUGACUGGAAAACAAGGUAAAAUGGAUGAAGAUCAUCAAGGUACUGAGGUAACAAAUGUGGUGUCAGCUGACUUACAAAAGGUUAAUGAGGAUGAAGCCUCUGUGAAAAAAAGGUCUAUAAAAUUGACACCAAAAGUACUGCUUUCCAAACUAAGUGGCUUAGAGACACUAAGAAAAUCCAAGUUAAGUAAAGCUGCCAAUAAAAAACAAACUGUUCAAGGGUUAAUGUGUCAGUCUGGUUAUGAAGCUGAAAUAAAGGGUAGCUUCAGCAAAUAUCAAGCCUUUAUUAAAGACGCAAAAGUUGCACAUAACCAACUGCUUGAGUUGCUACCCGCAGAUGAAAAGGAAAGGCAUGAAACCUGGUUCAAAGCAAAGCUGUUAAGUGUGAACGAAUUUUGCCAUUGCGUAGAAAAUCGUUGUAAGAGUGCAAAUAAUAGCACUACUGAAACUGUUGCCCUUGAGGAUGAUAUAAAGCCAACGGAUAGUGUAUCAAAUGUUGGUACAUCAUCAUGCACUAAAAGCCGUACCAGUGAAAGAUCAAGUCGAUCAAGCAAAGCUGCAUUGGAAGUUGCACAAGCAAAAGCAAGGAAAGCUACACUCGUAGCACGUGCAGCAGCGUUAAAAAAGAAACAUGAAUUGGAAAAGGAGGUGGAAUCAAUACGGAAAAAACUGGAAGAGGUGGAAAUGGAUGCUGAGAUUGAAGCCUCGGAUGCAGAAUUGGCAGUUCUGCAAACAUUUUCAGAUCAGGAUGGUAUGGAGUCGUACUUUGAGAAGCAAAAAUCAAAAGAAAGCCCUGACAUUUCUGAGGCGAAGUUCGAAAAUCUAAGAUUGAUGAGUAAUAAAAGUUUAUCUACUGCUAAUGUUGCACAUGCAGUUGAUGACAAUUCUACACGACAGAUUCUGCAAAGGCAAAAUGAAAUAUCCGAGCUGCUCUUACUACAACAACACAAAGCAAGCCAACUGCCGCCAAGAGAACUACCUGUUUUCGAAGGUGACUCAUUGAAGUUCAAAAUGUUCAUGCAAGCUUUUAAGCAUUGUGUGGAGAAGAAAGCUGCAUCUAAAGGUGAUUGCAUGUAUUUUUUGGAAAGGUACACCAGGGGGCGUCCUCACGACCUUGUGCAAAGCUGUUUACAUAUGAGUGCGGAGAGAGGUUUUGAAACAGCUAAAGCUCUCCUACGGGAACACUUCGGCAAUGAAACAAAGAUUACAGCAGCUUAUAUGGAAAAGGUUCUCAACUGGCCUGUGGUGAAGCCUGAAGGUGUUUUGUUUCUACAGGAUUCAAUUCAAUUCAAUUCAUUUUAUUUUGUAUAGCCCAAAAUCGCAAAUUACAAAUUUGCCUCAGAGGGCUUUACAGUCUGUACACAUGCAACAUCCUCUGUCCCGAAACCCUCACAUCGGC